This is a messenger RNA of Salvia splendens (bonfire salvia), 1878 nucleotides long. RefSeq lists its product as uncharacterized. The record is from RefSeq and is a predicted model, not a curated record. NCBI's taxonomy places the organism in Eukaryota, Viridiplantae, Streptophyta, Magnoliopsida, Lamiales, Lamiaceae. Bases 108 to 680 code for a protein of 190 amino acids. The transcript has 5 exons.
UUUCCUACAUAUCGGUUACUAUUUCUUGCCAUAUUCCAUUAACACAUAUCUCCCGAUUCAACACAAAAAAGUAAAACACCAAUAUUUUUUGAACACAUUAAUUUAUCAUGUCGUCUGCGACAAGAUUCAUCAAGCAGAUUGCAAGGUUAUCUUCACAAUAUCCGGCUUCAAACACUUCACAUCUCAGACAUCAUGGCCUAUCUCCGAACUCGGGUUAUCGGUGUCUUAGCAACCACACAAGAAUGCAAAUCUAUAACACACAAAAAAGAAAAUUUUCUGUUGAUAGUGGCAGUGUUCAACCUCAGCCAAGUGCUCCAUUACCUCCAUCUUCACCAUUGAAGUGGAUUCUUGGAUUAGUGGCUUCAAUUGUUGUACCUUCUACAAGCGGUACAUGGGGUCCAUUUCUCGAAUUCAAAAAUGAUGUUGAUGCGGUGGUGGAAACGAUCGAAGAAAUAGUGGAGGUUGUAGAGAAAGUGGCGGAGAUAGUCGACAAGGUGGCGGAGGAGAUCUCCGAGGCCAUGCCGGAAGGCCAGAAACUGAAGAAAGUGGUGGAUCAUUUGGAGGAUGUGGCUGAAGCUACAGCUCAAGAUGCUCGGACAGUUGGAGAUGCCAUUGACAAGUUCCAGGAAGUGGAAGGGAAGAUCGAAGGCAUAAUGGGCAUAAAUGAUGAAGCCAAUUAACGAGGAAAUUGCAAUAUUAAUUAAUUGCGACUUUACAUAUAUCUGACCAGUAGCUAGGCUGCGAUUUCCCAAAAAAAAAAAAAAAAAAAAAAAAAAAAGCUAGGCUGGGAUUUUUUCUUAGUUGUGAAGUCAUUAUUAUUAAUUGUACAUAAAAGAAUUUCAUAUUAUAGGAUGGAAUCACUUGUUCUCUUUCUUCAUAUAUAAUUGUGUACAUAUUAGGAGUAGUUCAUUUCAAUAGAGAUCAAUUAGAUUACGUAUUGUAAAAAAUUAGUAAAUGAUAAUGGUAAAUCAAAUGAAUACUGAAAAUAAAAAUUGAGCAUCUGUUGUCUUCAUUUGUUACUCGAUAAAUGGAAAUUUUAAGUAUUUUUAUACGUUAUUUCCAUGUUUACUGGCCGUCCCUUUAAAAGUCUACAAUUAAUCUUCAAUACAUCGAAACAACUUUGCACAUUUUUUUUAUAUAUGUGAUUAGUUAAGUCGAAUAUUAUUAAUAUUAUGAUAUAUCACUAUAGUAAAGGUGAGAUCAUAGACCAAUGGAUGCACUAAAUGUAAUGCUCCAAAGUAGACUAUGGUUUACAUACAACAAAUUAUGUUCCUACCCAGACUAUGUGCAAGAUGAGGCACGGCGUGUGGGCGCACGCACAGUGGACAGAUGUUGAGUUGAGGCAACCGAUGAUUAUGAGUGAAUGUCGACCCGCACAAGUGUGGAGGGCAGGGAAAGAGUCGCAUAGAGCCUGUACGGCUGGGGGUGUGAGGGCUGUGCACUGGCUGAUGUUGAGGUUCGUAAGCCCUUCCUCCUCGUACCUGCCCUUCGCGGAUGCCCAACACCGUGCUUGUUCCUCAUCCGGCUCUGUGCUAGAGAGUGCAUCGCUCUGUCUGUAAUAUUCUGGCAAUAGUACAGCCCGAGCGACCUCAGGUGGACGCAGUUGUUUGCCAACGCAACGACACUCUCGUCAGUUGCAAUUUAAAGAAGAAACAAAAAAUUAUGGCAAGCUCAAACGCGGUCUUAACCAAAACACGGCCUCAAAACAUCUACCCGUGUUUGAAGCAUAUAUGUAACUAAAUCAAGUGCGUGAAGCAAUAGAAAUUAACUGGCCUUCCCCCAAAUCAUGUUUCAGCACAAACUCUACCUCGUUAAAUAUAACUACGUACGUAGAAUUCAUGUAAGUGAUGCACGUUUAUACCUGUGAUACGAAGGCAA